Messenger RNA from Epinephelus lanceolatus (giant grouper), 2729 nucleotides. The record is from RefSeq and is a predicted model, not a curated record. Lineage: Eukaryota; Metazoa; Chordata; Actinopteri; Perciformes; Serranidae.
AGCUCAGCUGCCUAUAUAUACAGAACCAUGAGCUGAACACUCCGUUCAACAGCUGAAGGCUCAUCCACACAGCUGCAGUCAUGAAGGUCCUCGUGGUGCUCGUCCUCGCUGUUUUUAGUGCUAGUUGCAAUGCCAACAUCAUGUGGCAAACCCAGCCCAAGCAGCAGGUCGACAUGGUGAAAGAUGCUUUCUGGGACUACGUUGCCAAGGCAACCGCAACCGCUGAGGACUCCCUGAAGCAGAUCAGACAGUCCGAGCUGGGAAAGGAAGUGAACACCCUCAUCUCUGAGAGCACCGACGCUGUGAACAAGCUCACCGAAGCUCUCCGUACUCAGGUGGCUCCUCUGACCCAGGACCUCAUGUCUAAGUUUACCGAGGAGGCCGAGCAGCUGAAGACCCGUCUGGAGAAGGAUCUGAAAGCUGUGGGAACCAGCCUGCAGCCGUACGCUGAGGAGCUGGUCGCUGACCUCCAGAGGCAGAUGGAUGUUCUGAAGAAGGACGCCACCCCUUACGCUGAGACCAUGGACCCCGAGGCCCUGAGGGGAGUCCUGCUGCAGAAGAGCGAGGAGCUGAGGGUCAAGCUGGACAAGAGCAUGACCGAGCUGCAGGCCCAGAUGGUCCCCUACACUGAGGAGAUAAAGGAGAAGAUCGAGCAGAGCAUGGAUGAGUUUCAGAGGAGCAUGAUCCCCCUGGCUGAGAGCUUCCAGACCCAGCUGACCCAGAAAACCCAGGAGCUCCAGCAGAACCUGGCUCCGUAUGGAGAGGAGCUGAGGUCCAAGUUGGACGCUGAUGCCCGGAUCCUGAAGAAGCAGCUGAAUGCUCUGUGGAAGUCCUUCGCUAAGAUGACCCACUCAGUCAGUCUCAGAGACGUCACAGAUCAGAUCACUGAGGUCAUCAUGAGGGUCUUUGCAGCAAUCCUUGUGCUGGCUGUCCUCUCAGGCUGCCAUGCCAGAAGUGUUCCUCAGACUGACUGGAAGAACCCCUGGGAAGUCACAGUCGACAAAUUCAAUGAUUAUUUCGAGGAUCUGAACACAAAGGCCGACGCAAUGGUGACAGACAUCAAGGGCUCCCAGAUCGGCCGAGAACUGGACACCUUGAUCCAGGACACCAUGGCCGAGCUGGCCGUAUACAGGGAUAACCUGCAGACCAAGGUGGUCCCCUACACUCAGGAGGCUGCAGAGAAUCUGGGCAGAGACCUGCAGAAGCUGUUCGACAAACUGGGUGAUCACAUGAGCGAGGCCAGGGAGCAGGCGGAGAAGUACGCCGUGGAACUGCAGACCAUGAUGGAGCAGAAUGCUGAUGACGUCAAGGUCAGGGUCUCCGCCUACACACGCAAGCUGAAGAAACGCAUGAACAAGGACACACAGGAGAUCAAGAGAAAAGUUUCUGACUUCUUUGAUGAGCUUCAGACCCGCAGCUCGAGCAACAUGGAGGACAUGAAGACACGCUUGGACCCAUACUUUGCUCAGGUGCGUGACAACGCUCAGGCAAAGAUCACCACCCUGAAUGAUCUGCUGAGGUCGCAGACGGAGAACAUGAAGGAGAAGAUUCAGGCCACAGCCGAGGAUAUCAAGGUGCGCUUCGAGAAAACCGCUGAAGACCUGCGCACCACCUUGGAGGAGAAGAUGGAGGAGCUGAAGAACUGGUUUCAGCCUUUAGUCUCUGCUUUUCAGUGAUAAAAUGUAAACUCUGUAAUCAAACAGUGUGUACCAUCUGUUUAUCACCCCCAGUCCCAAAACCACCUCCAGAAACUGUUUUAAAAGAUUGAUAAACAAAAAUACUGAGGGUUUUUUUUUACCAUGUCCACCUCAGUUUAAAUGUCUCAGUGUCACUAAAGGCCCUUCAACAAAAUCAGCUGCUCACAUGUGUGUUGAAAAUCAGUGGUCAUCAAUAAUAUCCUCAUGUACACAUUUGUCUGAAGUCCUUUUGUAUAAAUAAGUUAAAUGAACACACACUCCACUGGCAUUGUUUUUUUUCCCUGCAGACUGAAAAUGUAUGCCAUUACAAUAAUUAUGAAGAUGCUAUAACAAUAUCAUCAUUUUGUUAUUUAGAUGCCAACAUGUCCAUGUGCUCACACAGCGCACAUGACAAGUUUGCUGUGAAAUCUGCUGCCUCCUUCCUGUCAUACAAUGUACUAUGGUAAUUUUUAAGACUGAAACUACUUAAGUGAAUUUGUGUUUCGCUUGGCUGCAUUUUGAGCUCAGUGUAAAGCAAGUUAUUACACAUACAUCUGUACAUAUUGCCCAAGGAUUUGAGCUGACUUCCUGCUCACUUAUUAUGCUCUGUGCACAUGCUACUUUUAAUCAGUAGAUUUUCUGGUUAUGAUCUGAGUUGGGGACAGCAGUGCACAUAACAAAUCAAGGGCACAGUUAUUAAAAAAUGUCAGUAUUUACUGGGAUAUCAUUGAAAUUGAGAUUUUAUUUACACAGACACCUGGGUCAUUACAGAAAUCUACAUUUGUACAUGUGCAUUAGUUUUUCACCUAUUAUAUAUUAUAUAUAUUUUCAUCAUAGAUUUUCUGUCCUAUUUGUUAUGCUUCUUGACUUUACAGUGCUUUAUUUUUAUUUUCUACUGCGCCAAAACACCAGAGCAAAUUCCUUGUGUGUGCAAAUCUACUUGGCUAUAAAGCUGAUUCUGAUUCAUAUGUUUCUGUUCGUCUUAUCAAAGUAAAUGUAAUGUGGCUUAUGUCAGUAAAUCCGCACAAAAUAAAUCUUUGUUUUUGGAUAAAA